Molecule: messenger RNA, 3154 nt
Organism: Phascolarctos cinereus (koala)
Lineage: Eukaryota; Metazoa; Chordata; Mammalia; Diprotodontia; Phascolarctidae
Gene: PLEKHS1
Product: pleckstrin homology domain containing S1
Source: RefSeq, a predicted model, not a curated record
ACAAUCUCUCUAGGACUUUUUCUACCUUCCAACUGGCAGUCCUCACUACCUUCUCCAGUGGAGCAUGGAAAGAGUUAAAAGUCCUUUGAUUGAGUCACUUGGGUGAGAACUAUUAAAUGAAACAAAGAAAACUCCACCAGAGCAGUCCCAGUCAAGAUCGGGUUCGUAAUCAGAUUUUAUUCAAAGAAGAAAAGAAAAAAAAAGAGACUGCGGGUGACAACUUUCUUUUUGUAUCCAGAAGUUUAUAGGACACUCUUCAGUCACCUGCCAAGCCAAUACAGGGGUGAAUUGCCUUGAUUUAAUCUCAUUUUCCACUCACUCUUGGGGUCAGAUUAAGCCCACAGGAAGGUACUGGCUUGGGAAAUUCCUACUGACUCAGACUGCAGACAGAGAUUGUAUUUAAUCAUCGCUUCAUUGCCUGAGCUACAUAGCAGAAGUAAGAAGGACCCUGAAGAGUGAGUUCUGGAGAUCUGGAGUCAAGUGGAAUUUCCCAAGAACAUCUGCAACAGCAGCCCAGCUUCCGACACAGCUUAAGCGCCACUUUCUGCUUGAAGUCUGUAGUCCCCCCUCCCCAAAGGCAAUCGAGGUUAAGUGACUUGCCCAGGAUCACACAGCUAAUCUAGACCUUGGAGGGCCUUUGGAGUACAUCUAAUCCAAAUUCCACAUUUUAUAGAUGGUGGGAGGAGGCAUCUGCAAUGGCUUCCAAACCUCAAGUUUAUUCAGGCAAACAAAUGCCAUUUUAUUAUGAAAAUGAAGUCUGCAGACAAGCCUACUUUAUUAAAUCACCACCUCCUCAGCUUUUCUCCUCACAGACCUCCUGGAAAAGUCGGUAUUUCAUCCUGUCAAAAAAUGAGGAAAAUUGCUAUAGUCUUCACUAUUUUAAAGACCAUCACUGCAGGGGUUCCAUUGAAGUUGAUCAGAUUUCCAAUAUAGAAGUUGGCAUCAGUAACCAUGAGAAAAUGGCAUUAGUCCAAAAGAUGUUUAAAUGCUUACCUGAUGAAGUGAUGUCCAUUAUAACCCCUAAAAGGGCUUACUUUCUCAUUGGCAAAGACUGGAGAACAAUUGAAGACUGGGUCUCCUUCAUAUCAUCAUCCUGCCUGAAUCUGAAAGUCACCCAUCAGAAUAAUCCAAAUCUUGUAAAUCAAAAUGCCAGAAAUGAGGCCAAUGUUGUACAGCCUCUUGACUCCAAAGGAAACCAGAACAUCUAUCAAAUCAUUCCAGGAAUCUGUGAUGAUGUGCAAGAGAUACAUUUCUCAGAAGAAAAAAGACCUGCUUCCUAUUCUGGCCAUUCUUCUGGUUCUCCUGCUUCACCAGAGGGCAAGACUUGCUCAAGCCUUCCAAGAAACAGUCUCCCAGACAUGAAAACAUUUGCUCUCAUUCGAUCACAUGCAGUGAAAUUGAAAACACUUAAUUAUUUCCCCAAGUCCCAAAGGAAACAUGACUUUCUUCUUAAUCAGCAUCAAAUAGAAGGGAAUUCUUCAAGACCCAACCAAUCUCCUCCAACGAGUGAUUUAGCUCCUGAGAACCAACAAGAGACAGAAGAGGAGAAUUAUUAUCUUAGCCCUCGAAGUGUUCUUGCCCAGUUGGACACUCUGAUUGCUUCAAAUGAAGGCAAAGAAUUUGCUGAAUCCGAAGAGCCAGACCAGGUCUCCAAGCCAACUGAUGAUCUCUACAUGUCAAUGAAAUCUUGCAGAACUAGCUGUACAUGGUCAUGCCAACUCAAGACGGUCAGAGUUUGUUUUAAACUAUUAUGCUUUAGUUUUGAUGAAGAGAAAUUCCAGCAACCUUCCAACAGCACAGAUGAAGCUCAGGCCUUCCCAGAGAACCAGGCUGAGGGGCUCAACCCGCAGGGACAAGAGCUGUGUCAUUCAUCCAGUAGCGAAGGACCAAAGACCAAGAACCAGAAAAUGGGAUUGGUUUCACUCUCCAUUGUGCAGCUAUCCAGAAUAAUCAAUAACAUACCUGCUGGAAGCCCCCUGGAAGAGGUGGAUGUAUUCCUUUCCAAGAAUGACAUCAGCAAAUACCUGACACUCACACAAGCUAUAGGUCAUAUAUGUGUGGCUCAGUGGGAAGGUCCCUCACACUUGGGAUGUAUAUUUCACCAUGGUGAUCGCUUAUCAGCUGUGAAUGACCUUAAACCACAUACCCUGGAGGAAGUAGGCUUAUUCCUGGACAGGUCCUUAAGGAAGGAGGUGAAAUUGACCAUUUGCCGGAUCCCUGAUUCAGAUAAAUUCCACACUGUGGCCUGUGCCUGCUCUUGAAAAACACCAUUUUGGUUAAGGUUGGAUGGUAACCAUUCCCACUACAGAUAUGCAGUGAAAGCUUAUGAACAAAGAGUUAUCAAUAUGAAUUUCAAAUGAGAAUGAAGGAGGAGCACUGAAUACUAACAUAUAAAAAGGAUGCUUCAAGUCGCUACUAAUAAGAGAAAAUGCUACCUCACACCCAGCAAACUAGAAAAAUGGUGGAAGAUGGAAAGAGUCAAUGUUGGAUGGGUUGUGAAUAAAAUGGGCACAAUCAUACAUUAUUGGUAGAGCUGUUCACUGGUCCAUUCUGGAAAGCAUUUUAGAAUUAUGUGGAGUGAUUAAAAAUAGCUGCUAGACAUAAACAGUAAGAUAAUCAAGAACAAAAAGAAAGUGCCUAGAUAUGCCUAAAUUAAUAGCAAUAUUUUUGUAUGUGGUAGCAAAAAAUUGGAAACAGUAGGUGCCCACUCAUCAGAGAAUGACUAAACAAAUUUUUGUAAGUGAAUGUGUGGAAUAUUAUUAGGGUAUAAGAAACAAUUAAUGCCAUGAAUACAAAGAAGCAUGGAGAAAUGUAUAAGAAUUGAUUCAAAGUGAAGUAAGCAGAACCAAGAAACCAUGUACACAGUGACUAUAACAUUGUAAAUGGAAAGAGUAAUAACAAUGACAAAAAAAUUGAAACAACACUCUCUAAUUAUAAUAACACCUUGGCUCCUUUGCUGAGACAGAGGACCAUACAUAUGGAACACUACAUAUAGAAGCAAUUUUUUGGUUGGUUUUAAUGAACUACUUUUCUUUAGCUUUAACAGAAAUUCAUUAUUAUAAGGGAUGGUUCUGUGGGAGGGAGCAAAGGGAAAGAUAUAGUGGGAAAUGUUGGGAAUGCAAAAACCAAAGACAUCAAUAAAUUUUUUUAAAAA